Molecule: messenger RNA, 2002 nt
Organism: Colletotrichum scovillei
Lineage: Eukaryota; Fungi; Ascomycota; Sordariomycetes; Glomerellales; Glomerellaceae
Exons: 2
Coding region: 772-1467 (231 amino acids)
Biological process (GO): mitochondrial respiratory chain complex IV assembly
Cellular component (GO): mitochondrial inner membrane
Source: RefSeq, a predicted model, not a curated record
CGCCUCGUCCGGUUUUUGUGUCUCUGAGGGAGGUGACAGCCAAUCAGAAGAGAUGAAAUUGUUCUCUCUGGGCUUACUCAGCCACUGCGGAAAUUUCUCGGUGUUUGCAGAGGUGGGUGAUUCCGCGGAGGGCUCUACCUUAGACUGAGAGAGCGAGCCCGGCCGCUGAACAGCCGCUUUGCGGUGCCGCGAGGCGUUACUGAGAGCAGGGCCAGCACUUGCGGGACGGCAAAGACCGGGCAACAAGGGUCCAUUACAUCAUGCCGUAGCGACGACCUCAUGGCACGAUUCUGGGUCCCAUGAGAGCUUUUUUCGCCCACGCGGCGUCCCGUCCACCAGGUUUUCAAUCGCCGUCUGCAUCUGUCAUCACCUUUGACAAUUCCAUUCAUUGGAUAUAAGGCCAUUGACACUCUUCUUCAGCCUCACUAUUUUCAGCUGCACAGAAACAACCAUCAAAGCUUUCAAGACCGCAAUUCACUGAGACCAUUCCAUUGACCUUGGCGAAAACGAGCAAAGGUAGCUUCGAAUCCCGAUCCGUCAUCCAUCCGUCACCAACCACCACGUAAUUACGACACCAGUAUCCCCACGACCACCAUCGCCGGCUCAGAUCCCGACAACACCAAAACUUACCAGGCUGCGCACCUAAACAACUCUUUUUGCAGCUUCAAUUCUUUUUCCCCUUAUUGAGGAACAAACACCCGUUCCCCCCUCUACGAUCCGAAAGGUCCACACCACUUUACACACCACAACCACCCCGCACAAACCGCAAUCAUGAAGGUCCUCAGCAAAGAAGAGGAGGCAGAGCACUACAGCGUCGUCGUCAAGGCCGGCCUCAUCGGCGGCACGGCCGGUCUGGCCGUCGGUCUCGGCGGCGUCCUCUUCGCAAGCAAGCGAUACCCGUCCUUCCGCCAGCUCACCCUCCCCUUCCGCUCCUUCCUCGUCACCUCGUCCGCGACCUUUGGCGCCAUCGUCCACGCCGACCGCGAGUCCAUCCGCUACGGCAAGGAAAAGGACCCCAUGUACGGCUACAAGGACGCGACGGCGCGCGCCAUCGCCGAGGCCAAGGCCAACGAGACGGAGAUGCAGAAGCUCAAGGAGUGGGGCCGCGAGAACCGGUACUCCAUCGUCUUUGCGUCGUGGCUCGCGUCCAUGGGCGUCGCCCUCGCCAUCGUCGGCAAGGACAAGUACCUCACCGGCGCGCAGAAGCUCGUCCAGGCCCGUGUCUACGCGCAGGCCCUCGCCGUCGUCAUGCUCGUCGUGACCGCCGCCUUUGAGAUGCAGGACGCCAAGACGGGCGCCGGCCGCUGGGAGACGGUUAUGAUUAUCGAUCCCGAGGACCCGGAGCACAAGCACCUCAUUGAGAAGAAGAUUCACAAGGAGGAGUACGAGGGUCAGGACUUGUGGAAGGAUAUGGUUGCUGCCGAGGAGCGCCGCAUCGCCGCCCGCAAGGCUUCCGAGCAGAAGUAAACAUUUCCAAAAGCGUCACCCGACUUAUCACCCAUCCAUCCACCUAUUCCAAGAACCGGUACAGGGUUCAAUGUACGAAUUAUUUCCUAUGUCUUUUCGCGGAGCAAAGUUUCCUACGGAGCAGGGAGAUGACCAGCUUGGCGGAUGAUUUUCAUUUUGCAUUGCCGGCGUUAUAUUUACAUAGGGAGAAAAGUGUUAAUGACUAGGCCACGGCCUCGUUGUUCAACACCCACUGAUGAUUGUUCGAAUGUCACUAUGAGAGAGCGACAUUGGCAACCGAGAAACUAGAUGUCUGAUAUAUCAAUCUGGCGGUUUAGCAAGUCUUUGCCAAAUACAAUUUCUACUUAAUUCACAUCUUGGUCGCACUUCUCAAAUUAGUUCCCCCGUGUCAGCAUGUGUAGAAUGAUGGCGAGUAGUUCUGUUUCUAUAUGAGGACAAAUCAGACCACUCAGAUGGUGUGAUACAACCAUACACCAGAUCCAUAUGUGCCUGCUACUUCCCCAAGCAAUUGUCAAUCCGAAGCCACCAUUCUUUC